AUGCUUGAUACAUCAAAGAUCAACUAUCAAUACCUCGAGGAUACUCUUCUGAACACCUCUGGCAAGGUUCCUCUUGCUGAGCGUUUCCGUGCUCUUUUCACUUUGAAGAACAUUGGUGAUGACAAGUCAAUCGAUAUUGCUGCCAAGGCCUUCACCGAUGAUUCUGAUCUUUUAAAGCACGAAGUUGCUUACUGUAUCGGUCAAACUGGUAACUGUCAUGCUAGUGCUAUCCUUGAGAGCGUUCUUCAAGAUGAGAGCCAACAUGUCAUGGUUCGUCACGAAGCUGCUGAAGCUAUGGGUGCUCUUGGUUUCACUGAUUUUCUCCCUAUCCUCAACAAAUACAUCAAGGAUCAAGAUAAGGCAAUUGUCGAUACUUGUGAACUCGCUAUUGACAGAAUUAACUAUUUCAACGACCCUGCCAACAAGAAGGAUAUCCACGAUAGUGUCUAUUCUUCUUUUGAUCCUGCUCCUCCAUCCAAGGAAACCAAGGAUGUCAAGGUCCUCAUGCAAGAAUUGAUUGAUCCCAAGCUCGCUCUUUUUAAGAGAUACAGAGCUAUGUUUGCUCUUCGUGAAAUUGGUACUGAAGAAGCUGUUCUUGCUCUCUGCGAAGGCUUGAAGGAUACCUCCUCUGCUCUCUUCCGUCACGAAGUCUGUUAUGUUCUCGGUCAAUUGCAAAACCCUGCUUCUGUUCCUGCUCUUUGCGAAUCUCUCAAGGACAAGAGCGAAGUUCACAUGGUUCGUCAUGAAGCUGCUGAGGCUCUUGGUUCCGUUGCUAGCCCUGAAGUAUUUGAAAUCUUGAACGAGUACAAGAACGAUCCUGAGAAAGUUGUUGCUGAAUCUUGUAUUGUUGCCCUUGAUAUGUUUGAAUACGAGAACAGCGAUGCUUUCCAAUACGCCGAUGGCCUUGAGAAGCAAAACAUGCACUCUCUCAAGCUCGCCACUGGCAACUAA
This is a messenger RNA of Mucor velutinosus, 951 nucleotides long. RefSeq lists its product as uncharacterized. The record is from RefSeq and is a predicted model, not a curated record. Lineage: Eukaryota; Fungi; Mucoromycota; Mucoromycetes; Mucorales; Mucoraceae. Gene Ontology annotation, molecular function: deoxyhypusine monooxygenase activity. Gene Ontology annotation, biological process: peptidyl-hypusine biosynthetic process. The transcript has 2 exons. Bases 1 to 951 code for a protein of 316 amino acids.